CCGGGCUCCCCGCGCCGUCCGGACCGCCCCCCGCUGCUCCGGCCCCGCCGGCUGCCCCCGCUUCGGCCUCUUCCCCGUCUCCUGCCCCUCGGAAACCACAGGUCAUCUUCGGAUUCUUCUCCAGAAGCUUCAAGUAGGGAUAUGUCCUCAGCACCAACUACUCCUCCAUCAGUGGAUAAAGUAGACGGAUUUUCUCGGAAGUCCGUCAGAAAAGCCAGACAGAAGAGGUCGCAAAGUUCCUCACAGUUUAGGUCUCAAGGCAAGCCUAUUGAGUUAACACCUCUGCCACUGCUAAAAGACGUUCCAUCCUCAGAGCAGCCUGAACUGUUCCUAAAGAAACUUCAGCAGUGCUGUGUCAUUUUUGACUUCAUGGACACGCUAUCUGAUCUUAAAAUGAAAGAAUACAAGCGCUCCACUCUUAAUGAACUGGUGGACUACAUUACAAUAAGCAGAGGCUGUUUGACAGAGCAGACUUACCCUGAAGUAGUUAGAAUGGUAUCUUGCAAUAUAUUCAGAACCCUCCCUCCUAGUGACAGCAGUGAAUUUGAUCCAGAAGAAGAUGAACCUACCCUUGAGGCAUCGUGGCCACACUUACAGCUUGUAUAUGAAUUUUUCAUACGAUUUUUGGAAAGCCAAGAAUUCCAACCCAGUAUUGCCAAAAAAUACAUAGAUCAGAAGUUUGUAUUACAGCUUUUGGAGCUGUUUGACAGCGAAGACCCUCGGGAACGGGACUACCUAAAGACGGUCUUACACAGAAUUUACGGCAAGUUUCUGGGUCUUAGAGCAUUUAUCCGAAAACAGAUUAACAAUAUUUUUCUAAGGUUUGUUUAUGAAACAGAACAUUUCAAUGGUGUUGCUGAACUGCUGGAAAUACUAGGAAGUAUUAUCAAUGGCUUUGCUUUACCUCUUAAGGCAGAACACAAACAAUUCCUGGUGAAAGUGUUGAUCCCUUUACACACUGUCAGGAGCUUAUCACUCUUCCAUGCCCAGCUGGCAUAUUGCAUAGUACAAUUUCUGGAGAAAGAUCCUUCUCUCACAGAGCCAGUUAUUAGGGGGUUAAUGAAGUUUUGGCCCAAAACAUGUAGUCAAAAAGAGGUCAUGUUCCUUGGGGAGCUGGAGGAGAUACUGGAUGUGAUUGAACCAUCGCAAUUUGUUAAAAUCCAAGAACCUUUGUUUAAACAAAUUGCCAAGUGUGUUUCUAGCCCCCAUUUUCAGGUGGCAGAAAGGGCACUCUAUUAUUGGAAUAAUGAAUAUAUCAUGAGCUUGAUAGAAGAAAACUCUAAUGUCAUCCUUCCCAUCAUGUUUUCCAGUCUUUAUAGGAUUUCAAAAGAACAUUGGAAUCCGGCCAUUGUGGCGUUAGUGUACAAUGUGUUGAAGGCGUUUAUGGAAAUGAACAGCACCAUGUUUGAUGAGCUGACAGCCACAUACAAGUCAGAUCGUCAGCGUGAGAAAAAGAAAGAAAAGGAGCGUGAAGAAUUGUGGAAAAAACUGGAGGAUCUGGAGUUAAAGAGAGGUCUUAGACGUGAUGGGAUAAUUCCAACUUAACAAAAAUAAUGACAACAACAUUACUAACCUGUGGAGUCACACAUUUAUGUAGUAGAAGAUGGAGCAACAGUUUUCUGUAUUGUGCAACUUUACAGUAGAUUUCACAUUUGUUUCAUUAUUACAACAGCACUGUAUAUACCUGUCUCUAAGUAAAGGAAAAAAAAAUAAGGACUUCAAUCCAAAGUUUGGACAGUAGAUUGACUUCUCAGAACUUGGCAAACAUAAUCAUUGUUCUAACCCUCUUAAAAAGAAAAAAAAAAAGCAGUCUUCAAAGAUCUGUCAAUGAAAUUGCUUUGUUAAAAUUCCAUUAUCGGGAGUUCCUUAUUUAUCAUUAGCAGAGAGUACGAAACAAUUUUCAAAUGUGAACAAUCUUAAAUUUAGCUUGUCUUUCUGCUAAGCUGUUAAAUGUAUUUAUAGUAAAGGAAGAAAAAAAACAGACUGUCAUUUCCUUAUAAGUUUGUAUAACACCCUCCUCUGGAUAACUUGACUGUAAUUGGACAUCUUUUCCUUUUGCACAUCUUCAUGAGUUGAAUGUCCAUGUGGAAUGGGGCCAUGAAUUAUAAAGGUCCCUGAUCAAAGUAUUUACUGGAGUGAACAACUUUCCAGUAACCAGGUAGUCCUGGUACUCCUUUAGUGUUAAAAUUAGGAGUAAAAGAGAACAGGUGAUAAACAUAGUAGGGAAGGGAGUUUGGGAUUCAUUCAUCAGUUUAUGGAGAAUCCAAAUCAGUGUCUUGAAUCCUCAGAGAACAGGCAGUGGGACGUCGUAGGGUCAUUACUUGACCAGUAUUAGUAACACACAUGCCAGAGAUGUUUUAGAAAUGUCAGAAGACAUCCUUUUGGACCAUUGUGAAAUAAGAAAGACAAACACUAAACAGGACAACCAUGAAAUUGAUCACCAGGAUUGCGAAUCUAAUUGGGAAUAGAGUUGAGCAAACAGCUUGGCCUGUUUGGAGUUGUUGCCUUACUUUUUAAUAUGUAUUUAUAAAGUAUUCCAGCAAAAGAGGAUGUAGCCUCUGGGAAAAAACAAACAUAUUACAGUGUUUUUUGUAGAUUCUCGUUCUAUAUCCCAUCACAGCUCCAGCCCUGUUUUUAGCCAGAAAGGAUUCAGGAUAAACAUUAUUAUGCAUUCUAAAUUGGAUGCAUAUUCCUAACUACUGUAUUUGUUACCAAAAAUGGUUCUACAAAUGCUACUGAAAAAAAAAAAAUCUGGAAAUUCCUAAUGUCCUGAGUAUUAAUAAUAAAGUUUAAAAAUGCUUUUAUAUCAAAGGUGCAUUGUGACCAAAUUGUUUAAGAAAAAUGAAAACAAAAAACAAAACAAAAUCUAGGGCUGUAUUAUAGAUAUAUCUUAUUGGCUCUCUGCUUUGUAUUUAAAAGAGGAAUCUUACAUCUUGGGGAGUUAAAAUGCUGAUAAACUUGUGUACAUUAUGUACUUACCCAAUGCAGUUGCAUUACUAUGUAUUGAAAGAUAUGUGUUUGGGGAUUUAUUUCCAGGAUGCUUUUGCUUGUUAUGGACAUGGCAGCAGUGAGUUGAUAAUCCUAAACCAUCACUUCCAGCAGUAUUUGUGGUAUAGAGCUGAUUCUGCGUUCAUGUGUUGAAUUGUGAUAGUAGCAAACAGGAACAUAUGAACUGUUGUUGCUCUUAAUAGACAUAUGGUUAUCAAUACGGGAUUGUAUAUUUUCUUCCUUCCAUUUAAGAUAUAAGGUAGAAUAUGCAGUUUUAUUCUUUUCAAGAGAAAAGGAAUAAAAGAAGCCACUGACCUUUCUCCCCUAUUAAGUGUUUGAGGGUUUUUGGGCCACAGUUUGUGCGUAAAAGUAAGCUGAUUAUGGAUUUUGUCAUCUCAAUAACUUUGUAAAACAAAAACAAAACUUGGCAUUGUUAACUCUGGAAAAGAAACAGCAGUAAAAAAAGUCAUUUGCAAUACCAAGUACAACAUGGUUUAAUGGAAUUAAUAGAUUUAAAAAAAAAGCAAAACAUUGAUGGGGAUUCAGUGUGAAGUUGGCAGAGGCUGCCAAAGUUGAAACAAUUUAAAAGUGCUGGAGCAAAGGUGCAAGUUCAAAUGCUAAAGAUAAAAAUAAAUUUGUAACAAAUCAUCUCCUUUAGCCCUUUUGAUUUUAGCCCGUUAGUUUUGACUCUGCUUUACAUUUAAUCUUGACAGUAUAAACUUUUGUUUGCCAUUAAUUCAUCUUUUUAUAUAGAGGACAUUACAAUCACAGGUUGAUAAAAUAUCUCUGCCCAUUAGAAUGAAAUGCAGUCAUUUGAAAUGAGAAGGACAAGGACCCUGUUUUGUACCUCACCCUGUUUGCAGAGUGAAGGUGAGGGCUACACGGAUAUCCUUGAUGCCAAUUUUGUAUGUUGAUCAUUCCAAACUGAGAAGAAUAAUGCCAAAUUUUAGACAUAUUUAAAGAAGCUAUUUAGAGGUAUGUGUCUAAAAUUCAUAGGGCAACUUCUGAGAAGAAACACUGUCUUUUUUUAACUGAAAGUGACAAUGUGACACUUGUCAUGUUGUGUCCAGUGACGCAGAGUAACUGAGGUAAUCUGACUGUUGCACUAUGUGACAUAUUUAAGGACGUACUUGCUGCAUUUGCAGCAGCCCUCUGUCCUUUCCCACAUUUCUGCUGUUGCUGCAACUUGAGUUAAUUGUGACAAAUGCAUCUUUGUGUUAUAUUUUGUUUGCUUCAUAAUUUCCAGAACUAUAUAUAAAUAUAUUUUUUAAAUAGCAAAUAUCGUAGUUAGUGAUGAUCACUCCAACCUUAUCCCUACCAUAUUGGUUUCAGGGGUAGGAUUAAGAGUGUCUUUGGAAGAAAAAAGAAAAAACCCUGUGGUUUAGAAGGAGGCUGAAGCCUUAGGCUAUGGGCCUAAAACAACCAUGUGAGUGAAUUGACCCAUCUCAUACCUUGAAUCAAGCAUGCAUUCCUUUUCUCAUUGUGCAAGUGUCCCCAGUUGUUUUCCUUCAGUGUUCUUGUCCUUUUAAAUUUUAUUAUAUUUUGCUCUCCCUAACAUCUGUUUUUUAUAAAAUAAAAUAAAAAAAUAAAAAAGUAAGAAAUAAACUAUACCCUGAUUGCCUCUGGAUACUCACAAGCAGGGUUAUGUUCCUUCAUCUUGGGCUUGCUUGCCUAAAUGGAAGGAUUGACUUUAUUUUGUACCUCCUUCUGUGCGUGGGACAGUCCAGGGUGCAGAGCCAGGAAUUGCUUGUAAUUGCACCUGCUAUACUUAAAUGUAUAGUCCUAGGCUCAAUCACACUAUGGAAAGAAAAAAAAAAAGUAUAUUUAGAGCUUUAAAAGCUUUUUUAUUUUUUUGUGGGGAUCGGGGGGUGGGAAAGGGAAGAUGUAUGGAUGUUAUUGGCAUUUUUCAAUGUUUGGAGGUUUUCCCCCCCACCCCCUUCUGUUUGGCUUUUUUUUUUUUUUUUUCCCCCCUUUAAUUGGAUGCACUGACCCGGCCCAAGAAAUGAAGAAAUUCUCUCUUUUGAUACUAUUACCAAUGUUAUCACAAAAUGACAGUUACCUAUAGCAAAAAAGUGGCACCAGAUGUGAUGAGUGAUAUUUUAUUUGCACAUCAAUGUUUUUAUUUUUAUAUUCUGGCUCAGCUGCUUCUCCGAGGGGAGUGAAGGAAUGAGCCACAAAGGAUUUUUGUAGUAGCUAUAUUGGCAAUGCAUUUUAUAUUUUUCAGUAUUUAAUUUUGAAAAUCUUAAAAGAUUGUGCAUCUUGAGAGAAAGUUUGAGCAAAUUUUAAUCUAGUGGAAUGUUCAUUUAUGCUGCUUCCUGUGCACGACAGCAGCUGUAGUAUCUCUUUUGGAAGUAAACAUCCCAUAUUUCGAUGUCUAUGAAUGUAGGUUUCCUUUUCUACCCUUCCUCCUCCCCUCUCUUUUUUCUUUCAUUCCUUCUUUCCCUUUCUUUACGUUUUUGGAAAUCACCUAAUUGUAUAUAAGUUGUAAUCCAGACCUCAUAUAUCAAUGGGGAACCUUCAAAUAUAAAUAUUACCAAUACAUUUUCUGGUUGUUGUCUGAUUUUUGAUUGAGGUGUAAUGAGAAUGACAUGUCCAUUGCUUUCGGUUUGAGGAUUUUGCUUCAGCUUCAUAAAUCUUUUGGUAUUUUAGUAUUUCAUUGUUUUAGCAGAAGAGGGCAGCAAAAGUUCAUUUUCCCUGUUAGAAAUGCUGUAGUUCAUGAUUGGUUUUAAAUUUAGUUGCGUGUGUGAGUGUGUGUAUAUGUGUGGUUUUAAACAGCAUCUGUUUGUGGGUAGAGGUAAAAAUGAAACAUUUUUUGAUAUGAAAAGUUGCAUAUGAAAAUUAUAGACUGGUUCAACCAGACAGUGAAGAUUUCCAAUCCACAUCAAAGUUAAAAUGCCACAAAACAAUCUUCCAGUGCUGGCUAAAACAUGCUACUUCCUUUUCAAACACAACAAAAAUGAAAGCUGAGUCUUAAAUACUUGGAAUUUAAAAUGUCUUUCUUUGAAAAUGAUUUAGCUUCUUCAAAGUGGUAACAGAAACAAAAAUGAAGGUGCUCCCAAAGGGAAAUGUAACCUUCUGCUUUCACAGAUGUUGAGAGAUUGUGUACUGUGGGUACAUCCUAAUAAAGAAGCAGUGAAGAGUU
Phacochoerus africanus (Common warthog) is the source of this 6130-nucleotide messenger RNA. It is a transcript of the gene PPP2R5E, whose product is annotated as protein phosphatase 2 regulatory subunit B'epsilon. Gene Ontology annotation, cellular component: protein phosphatase type 2A complex; cytosol; nucleus. Bases 142 to 1545 code for a protein of 467 amino acids. Gene Ontology annotation, molecular function: protein phosphatase activator activity. Gene Ontology annotation, biological process: protein dephosphorylation; signal transduction. Lineage: Eukaryota; Metazoa; Chordata; Mammalia; Artiodactyla; Suidae. The record is from RefSeq and is a predicted model, not a curated record. The transcript has 14 exons.